This is a messenger RNA of Rotaria sordida, 4692 nucleotides long. Lineage: Eukaryota; Metazoa; Rotifera; Eurotatoria; Philodinida; Philodinidae. The record is from the annotation of a GenBank genome assembly.
AUGGAAGCAAAUAUUAUUUGUCGACGAUUGGUAACGUCAGAACAAUUUUAUUCAGAUGAUGGUACAGUUGACAGUAGCGCAGCUAUGAUUAUGUAUUAUCUUAUCAAAGGUCUCUCUCACAUUGAUUUCUAUUGGGGUACAGUAGUACGUAGUGCAGAUAAGGGUGGAAAGGAUAUGACACAUUUUAAGGAUCGAAAUACAGUUUUUACGAUAUCUUCACUAACUGGUCGAAGUAUACAAUAUUUUUCAAAUUGUGCUGAUGAAGAAGAUGAAGUUCUUUUUUUGCCUCAUUCAUCUUUUAUUGUAUGUGAUGUCCAAUAUGACCAAAACUUUAGACAAAAUCGUAUAUUUUUGAGACAAAUAGAACUAGGGCUAUGCCAAAACGUUAUUUUGUGGGUUGACGACAAUAUUUUUGAUGCAGAUUGGGAAAACAAGCGACACAUGGAGAAAGCCAGUACUCUAGGAACUCGUGUCAACGUUCAUUUCAUUCCGAAAUCGAAUACACAAUCAGCAUUGGCAUUUCUUCGCUCGGAAUUCGGAGAACGACUCAAGGAUAGCAAUACAUUUCGAAUUGUUACAGAUAUGAAGCGAACUAAUGAAACUCCACCUAGUACAGCAGGUGCUCGACUCAUAUAUGAAGUACGAAAACUUGGUUUUGAACAAACUUGUCUAAUAUUUACGGGACAUGAAGAAUCAGCAUACGAAAAAUUGAAAACUAUAUUCGGUAGCAAAAAAGUGGAUAGGGUCAAAGUAACUGCAGAGCAAAACAUCCUGGAGAAGUUCGUUACUUUCAAAAGAUUUUGAUACAUACCUUAUGAAAAACAAUUAGUUUUCUGUGCUGCAAAUACAAACUAUGUCCUAAUGAUUGAAUAAAUUUGCUCACUUUAGUAUUUUUUUCUCAUCCCCCUUAACUGACAAAAGAAAAAAUAGUAUUUAAACUCCGAACGACUUAAAUUUUUUUUUUAAAGAGAGUGAAUUUUCAAAAGUAUUUGAUAAAGUAGAUAUCAUUGGAUGUGGAUAUGCUGUGUGGAUGAGUGUGGGUGUGGGAAGGUGUGGUUGCGGCUGGGAGUGAGAGAUUGUGAGAAGAGAAGUCUUAGGGUGUGGGUGUGGGUGUGGGUGUGGAUAUGGGUGUGGAUAUGGGUGUGGGGGUGGUGGUGUGGGUGUGGGGUGUGGGUGUAAUCGUUCUUUUGAUGCAGACCCACACCCACACCCUCAAGGUCGUUCAGAGUUUUAUCUAUUUUAAAAUUGACGGUGCAAUUAUAAAAUAAUGGAUCCUGUAUAAAUGGUAGAGCACAUAGGCGGCGGAGUCACGAGGCCUGGGUAGGCUCGAGCCUACCCUAGACUGGAGUCGGGUAGGCUUGGGUAGGCUAAAACGGGGACAGAUAAAGGCUUGGACAGGUUCGAAUUAUCCUAAAUUAAACAUAUGAAAAAGCUUGAGUAGGCUCGAAUCGUCUUAGAUUGAAGAGAUAAAAGAGGCUCAGAUAGGCUCUGUUCAAUGUUAAAAUUCUCUAAAGGGUGGUUCAAAAGUUUCGACCACUCUCUAUAAAUCGAUAGUAUCUACAACAAACUAAUAUGAAGUUAUUGAUCAAAUUACGUCAUCUUUUAGAGAAAGAUAAGAGUUAUCAUGUGAAAAAAUAUUUGGAAAUAGAUCUGGCAUCUCAGCAACACUUUGUAAAAAAACAAGAGAAAAAAAGGUGCCCAGCGUUCUUGAAGAAAAAGAGACUUUUUAGUAAAAAAAAAGAGUAGAAAAAGAGGCGUACAGUUUCCUUUCGAAGAAAACUAAAACUCACCUGCACUAUAGUACUAUAGAUCCGACAAAACUCGUACGUUAUCGGUAUAGAUUGAAUAUGACUUGAAAGAGAAAAACAAAAACGAAACUUCCAAAUUGUUCGGAGAUUUUUGUGCAGCUGCUUAUUUAUCUAUUAGAAAACCGGAAAACAUUAGAAAAAUAUUCUAAAUAUUAUAUCUACAUAGUAUCUGAGUAUAAUAUUACUGUCUAACUAAGUAGGUAUAUAGAAAUAGAAACAAUCAAAAUUCAUUAAAUGUCCUUUUUGCGUUUUGUUCCUUUUUUUCGGAUGGCUGCGCAUGUGAGAAAGUUUUUCUUGAGCUUUUUCAAUUUUUGGCAAUUCUUCCGUGAUUUUGACCAUUUUUCGCAAGUCAGUUUCACUUUUCCGUUUCUCAACAUAAAUUAAUACAUUGGUUGCAACUGUGUCCAGACAGCAGGUUUGUGGGUAUCAUUUGACCGCGUGCUAUCGAAAACGCUUAAUUUUUCGCAGUGACAUAUGAUCAUCUUCUUGGGUUCUGUAUACAACGACUUACUUGUAUUGAGUAGAUUGGAUGAUCUCUUACGUUUUGGUUAUCGGAUACCCCUGUUUAUUGCUAUUGCAUUCCAUCAUAUCCGAUUUCUUCCAAGUAUCAUCAAACCGUUAUCAAUAUUAACCCAUGUCAAGCAAACACGCUCGUAAUUGGAGAAAUACGGCGUUUCAUAUCGCCCAGUAAUGUGAUCGUAUAAAUCCGUAAUCGUAUGCGCAAAAAUAUGAUCGUUUAUAGACAAACAAAGCUCGUCUACACUUUUCGUUUUACUUUGUAUUUCUUCGUAUACGAUUAUAUUUCUCCGUGUACGGUUUGGAGAUAUACGAACCUCCAAAAUGUGAUUGAAUACGAAGAAACUCGGAAGAAGAGGAAGAGGAGUUACUUCAUUUUCUGAUAAGCAGAAAUCUUCAACUUAUGUUAUCAUACUAUCGAAAGCUAUCUUGCCGAACAAAUCCCAUUGAAUCUGACAGAAUUCUAGACCGAGUCUAGUCAUUCUAGGAACUCUUUGCUUUGAAGCAUGCGCUACGCUACGAGUUACCUAUCUAUUGUUAGAUUCAUAUCACAAGCUUCUCUGGGGCCGAAAAAAGUGGUCAAGAAAAGUGAGCUCGAGAUUAUAAUUUUACAUGUCGAUCUUAACCAGAAUAAAUGUGGAAACCUCGGAUUUAAACCCGAGAGUUGUAUGUACUUCAAAAAGUGAAUGAGACAGAUGAGUCAUCCUAGAAUGUGUGGACGUAAAAAUUAUCCUGGCAAACCUUUUCUAUAAAACACUUGAAUUCUAUUGGCUAUUGCUCAAUCAAUAGGAUUUAGAGAUGAAUACAGCUCAGAUUUGAACUCUUCACCUUCAUUUACCCUAAGAAAGUCGUUUUUUCCUAUAGCUUGAUUUCUAUUGGUUACUGCUCAACCAAUAGGAUUUCAAGGCAAACGGAGCUUGGAUUAGAGUUCUCCGACCCAGAAAAUCUCGAACUAUCAUCUCUGUGAUCGAAAGACAGAGCUCUAAUUGUGGAUCAAUUAGAGUGUGGACAAGAACAGAACCAUUUCCUGUUUAAUUAUCUUUGCAAUAGGUGAGUUAGUCUUCUUGUUUCUUUAUGUUUUAUAUACCAUUUUGUAGCUCGUGAAAUUCUCUAUCCAAUGGUAUAUAAUAGUUGGGGUUUUAUUUGACUAUGAUAGGAAAAGUUUCUUACGAAAGCGGGGAUAGGUCGAUUUUCGCAUAGGAAGGCAUAGGGAAUAAUGACUAUUUUUGCAAUAAUUCAGGAACAGCUUGACGAAUCAUUCUCAUCUUCAAACUCGACCGAGAUAUUGUUGAGACUAAACUGUGUAGAAAAUUUCAUCGCAAUCGGACUCUCCUUUCAAAAGUUAUCGUGUAAACGGUCGGACACACUAACCGAUUCUAGAGUGUACUCACUUUUGAGUACACAAAAACAUGUUAAGAUCGUGAGAGAAUGACGAUUUCAUAUUGGAAACAUAAUUGAGUGCUUUUGCUUCCGCUAGAGAACUACAAAAAUUGGGUUCCGAUUAUGAAUAUAUAAUAUCGCUGAAGUUGAUCACUAAAAUCAUAUACUUUAGCUUCCUUAGCUAUGCAUCUUGAUUGAUCAGCACAUCAGUUUGUUAUGUGAUAUUUUUGUAUGAUACGGUAACAAUAACCAAUAUAUUCAUGAGUAUUUUUGUCAACGACCUGCUUCUUCGUGAGAAAAGAGGAAAAAGUGGAUUUUUUCGAAAAAAGAGGGUAAAAAGAGGAAUUUUAAAAGAACAAAAGAAAAGGAGGAAAAAGAGGUGGAGUGGGAUGCCAGCUCAAAGCUGCUAAAAUGAUCAUAACAUUAUGAUAGAUUUAUGUAUUUCGAAAUAUUUUUUUCAAAUGAUAACUCUCAUCUUCCUCUACAAAAUAACACAAUUUGAUCAAUAACUUUGUAUAAGUUUGUUGUAGAUAUUAUCGAUUUAUAGAGAGGGAUCGAAACUUUCGAACCAUCCUUUAGUCAUCAAAUUCUACGGAAUUUAAACCUAGCAAGAGCAUCUCUAGCGCUUACCAUUAUAAACGAAAAAAAGUCUUUCAAUUGACUCUCGGUGCUGGCUUGGCUUAAAAGUUGAGCCUACCCUAAACUAAGACCGCUCCGCCGCCCAUGGUAGAGCAUUUCACUUUGUAACUUGUACUAUAUUUUGUUUUUUAAUGCUACACCUGUCAUGAUUCAAAUAGUACCAGCUACUUUGCAACAAAGCCUAUUCUCAUCAGAAUUCUAAAGGGUGAUCAGAAAGUUUCGACCCCUCUCAGUAAAUCCAUGAUAUCUACAACAAACUUCUAUGAAGUUAUUGAUCAAAUUAUGUCAUUUUGUAGAGAAAAAUUAGAGCUAUAUUCUGAAAAAAAGAUAGUUCGAAAUACAUAAAUCC